This is a messenger RNA of Kockovaella imperatae, 2450 nucleotides long. Its product is annotated as Dor1-like family-domain-containing protein. The transcript is spliced from 2 exons. NCBI's taxonomy places the organism in Eukaryota, Fungi, Basidiomycota, Tremellomycetes, Tremellales, Cuniculitremaceae. Gene Ontology annotation, cellular component: COG complex. Bases 57 to 2450 code for a protein of 797 amino acids. The record is from RefSeq and is a predicted model, not a curated record. Gene Ontology annotation, biological process: intra-Golgi vesicle-mediated transport.
AUCUCUGGAUUCUAACGACUACCAGAGCAUGUAGCUCUGAAGCAGAGCAAUCGAAGAUGAUGACAGAGGAGGAAGAAUCGAAGCAGUUGCUCGACCUCUUGGAGUCCUCGAGUGGAUCCAAACGCCUGUUACCACAUUCGACCGCCUCAUCUUAUCUUGACCAGCUCCAGAGCUCAUACCUAGACCAGGUCAUUCAAGAGCCCUCGAUAGUGACUGCUGAAGCUGCUAGGCUGGAAACGGACAUUACCAAUCUCUGUUAUCGGGAAUACCCAUUGUUCAUAUCCGUUCAUCAGUGCUCUACCGCCGUACGGAAUGCUUUCAACGACUUCGAUCAGAGCCUCUCGAGGCUCCUGUCGUCCGUGCCGGAGUUGGAGUCAGAGUGUAAAUCUUUUGCGGACAACACAUUACGUCUGCAAGUUACUCGACGCAAAGCCGGUUUAUUGCUAGAGUACCAGGAUAAGAUUGGCGAGUUGAUCAACAUGCCCCGCUUGAUGGAGACCUGUGUACGAAAUGGCUUUUAUCAAGACGCAAUAGACAUCGCCGAUCACGCCCAUCACCUGUUUCAGGACUAUGGCUCAUUUCCGCUCGUUGAAGACCUCAUGUCAGAGAUUACGGCCGUUUCUCAAUUGAUGACCGUCCAGCUCGUCAAUCUCCUACGCGAAACCAUAAAGUUGCCCAAUUUAAUGAAGACGGUCGGAUUCAUUCGAAGGCUCAACAUCAUGCCCGACGCGGAUCUCUCAGUCGUUUAUCUCUCUAGCCGACUGUACAAUUUUGAAAGGCACAUUGGAGAACUCACACCCAGCCAACUAGAUCCUAUUCGUUUCAUCCGCAGAUAUAUCGACCUCUUUCGAGAGCAUGUCUACGACAUAAUCACUCAGUUCACGGCAGUCUUCGGGAGCGAUGCCGUGCUCGAGUCCUUCGCCACUACUUGCGUCUCAAAAUUGGUCCAGGUCGUGCUCGACCAGAUGCCUUCAAUUGCCAGCGAUCCGACAGCUCUCUCCUCCCUUCUAGUUCAGCUCGGGUACUGCGCUAUGUCCUUCUCGCGUCUGGGCCUCGAUUUCUCACCUUAUUUCUCUCUCCCCUUCUCAGAUCAGGUUCUCCACUCUUUUAAGCACUUAUUGGCGGAAGCGAAUGCAGACCUGGCGGCUGGUUUCGAGCGAUCCAUGCAAAGUCACACAUCGCUAUCCCACCACAUCCUCAUGGCUGACGGUCCGCCCGCUGAGCAUUACGACUCCCAUCACACCGAAAUACCACCUCACACUUCCCACAUCCCUCCCCUAGCUAUGUUUGUCAACGCUCAUCUCUCAGCGUUGAAUCAAUUACGACUUCUCGCACCUCAACAUCUAAGUGGUAAAUUGAUAGCGAUUCAAACCGACCAUUUGGCAUCUGCAACAGCAAACACCUUUGAGUUCUUGGAGCAGGCAAUGUCGCCUACGGAGCCAUCGCGAAGCGAUACCAAUCACCGGCGAUCGAUAUCCUCACCCAGGUCGCGCCUGGUUCGCCAGAAUACAGAGACCCUGCUGGCUCCAGAGCAGCGCGCACUACGGCAAAAGCAGUCUUGGCAAUCCGUGAUGACAUUUGGGCGGACUUGGCUGAGCAGUAUGCAAUAUUUGCGCCACGCCAUGUGUCACGACAUCUUCCAGAUGGAUGAUUUCCCGGCUUUCUCGGAGCUCGACAUCUUCCAACAGCGUCUGUCGGAAUGGACCCUCGAGCGGUCCGGUUCUGAAACCACAGCCGAAGCGGAAACAGGUCUCUUGUCUGGCUCUGGAAGCUCGCUGUCGGCACCAGCUCCAGUUGGUCAAGCUGUCAGCAACUCGACUCCUGACGAGUCCUAUGAGGAUCAUGUUGCGUCGACACCCGAGUUGACGGGGCGUAACGGGGAGCAAAGUAUCGGUGACCGACAAUCCCUUGAUAUGCCUGACAAUUUGACGGCGGUGGGACGAGUGCCGACACCCGAGUUGACGGGGCGCAACGGGGAGCAAAGUAGCGGUGACCGACAAUCCCUUGAUAUGCCCGACAAUUUAACGGCGGCGGGACGAGCGCCGACACCCGAGUUGACGGGGCGCAACGGGGAGCAAAGUAUCGGUGACCGACAAUCCCUUGAUAUGCCCGACAAUUUGACGGCGGUGGGACGACCAUCAAGCAUGCUAGCCGACAGCUCAUCCCAUCUGGAAACUCUUGAUCAUAACGAUGACAAUGAGCUGGGCGAUGCCGGGCUGACGGAGCCGUCUUUUGAGCCACUGCCUACGCAUGAACCGGACGGAUUGGAGUCACCAACACCAGAUUUCUCUGCGACAGACGUCACAGCUAUCGAGGAUGCAGAGUCCGUUGUACCAGCUGACGGCACGGGGACGGCCGCAUCUGAGCCUGCAAGUCAGGCAGAUGAAGAGCCAAUUACUGGCCCGGCCACGAAAAAGAAGAAGAAGAAGAAGGGCAAACGACCUGCAUAA